This is a messenger RNA of Mytilus trossulus (common blue mussel), 2140 nucleotides long. Its product is annotated as multiple epidermal growth factor-like domains protein 10. The coding region runs from base 8 to 1999 and encodes 663 amino acids. Lineage: Eukaryota; Metazoa; Mollusca; Bivalvia; Mytilida; Mytilidae. Gene Ontology annotation, molecular function: scavenger receptor activity. The record is from RefSeq and is a predicted model, not a curated record. The transcript is spliced from 4 exons.
AAACAUUAUGCUUUGCGUAUUGUUGAACUUCAUGGUCUUGGUGUGGAUAACCUCUGCUCAAGCUCAAUGCAAUCUAGGAAAAUGGGGAGGUAACUGCCAGUACAACUGUUCCUCCUCUUGUUACCAUGGAAACACCUGCUCCGAUGGCGGUCAAUGUGGAUGCAUGCAAACUAAUGGCACGUGCUAUGAAUGCUCUACCAACUUUUAUGGUGUUUCAUGUGAUAUAAAAUGCGAUGAUAUUUGUUCUCUUAAUGAACAAUGUGUACAGGACGGCUUUGAAUUUGCUUGCGGCUGUGACAGAGAACAAGGUAACUGCAACAGGUGUCCAAAAUCAACAUGGGGUAGUUACUGUGAAAAUAAGUGUUCCGAUAAUUGCAUCAAUUCCGAAUGUAGCUGGAUUGAUGGUAUUUGUACUUUCGGUUGUUUAAAGGGGUUUUAUGGGAGCGACUGUUCUUCGGUAUGUUCUUUGUCUUGUCAAAGUGGAUGCGAUCGGCAGACGGCGGAAUGUUUCCCGCCAUAUUGUAUCAACUGUAUCAAGGGAAUGUCAGGAUGUGAUAACGUCACACAGAAAUGUAAAUCCGGAUGUAUUACGGGAUUUAGUGGGGAAACGUGUGAUAAGACAUGCGCAGAAGAAACGGGGGUGUCAAAAUGUACCAAUUGUAGACACAUCAGUACACCUAUUGUAACUCUAACCGUAUGUGAAGAAUGUCAGUCAGGAUAUUUUUACGACAUGUCCAGCAAGAAAUGUAAGGUAUGUAGCACAGGUUGCAGUUCAAACGUGACGUCUUUAUCCACGUGCUUUCCAAAAACAGGAAUUUGUCGGUUUGGAUGCUUAUCGAAUUGGAUCGGAUCGAAAUGCGAUUGUACCGUUGCGAAUUGUGACUCUUGUGUUUAUGAUCAAUCACAAGUAUGUGCUCGUUGCGAAAAUGGAUGGUUUGUUGAAUCUGGAAACUGCGUAGAAUGCAAUACCAACUGCGCAGUUGCAAAUGAAUGUGACGCAGCUUCUGGAACUUGUACGAAUGGAUGCAAGAACGGUUGGUAUGGUCUUAAAUGUUUACAUGCAUGUGCUUCGAACUGUUUGAAUAGAAAGUGUGAUGUAAAUGGCAACUGUACUGAGGGAUGCGUUGGAAAACGUUAUGGAAAAAAUUGCGAUACAAUGUGUAACAAUUGCAAGAUUGCAUGCGACCAGCAGACUGGGUUUUGUGAGUCUGGUUGCAUAGAUACUUAUCACGGUGACGAUUGUCAACAAUUAUGCAAUGAUACCUGCUUUGGAAAUCAGUGUGAUCAAAGCAAUGGGCAAUGCUCAGGCGGAUGUGAAGAGGGGUAUUAUGGGAAAUUUUGUCAUCUUUCCUGUGGAUCAAACUGCAGCGAAAAUAAAUGUGAUGUAGAGACGGGAACGUGCAUAGGGAUCUGUUCAUCUGGAAAUUACGGCAAAAAUUGCAAUAUAAAAUGUCCAUCUCAGUGUUUAGAGCCCUUAUGCGUGAAAGAAAAUGGCGCAUGCGCUUCAGUAUGCAAGGAUGGGUAUUUUGGAAGUCAUUGUAAUGUUUCUUGUCCUGAUUCAUGUCCGACUGACAAGUGCGAAAAGGAUAAGGGAGAUUGUACUACUGAUUGCUUUGAGGGCAAAUUCGGCGACAAAUGUGAUCAAACAUGUAGUAGUAACUGUAAAAGCACGUUAUGUCAUCAAAAGACUGGAGCCUGUGUUGAUGGAUGCAAAAUUGGUUACCAUGACACAUUUUGCCAGAGCACGUGUACCGGAUGUGGUACUUUGGGAUGUAGUCAGAAUACUGGAAAAUGUGAAGGUACAUCUAUGAACGAAAACAACGAUAACAACACCAUCAUGAUUGCAGGUGCUACUGCUGGUGGCGUCAUGGUCAUAAUAUUUCUUGUCGUAAUAUUAUAUUGGUGUUUGAGAAGAAAAAAAUCAGACACAAGCAGCAGUAAUUCAAAAGACACUCCAACAAAAAGAUACUCAGAGCUAGCAGAAACAAGCCAAUUAUGAAUACAUUGUACAUCAUAUCUCAUUUUGAUUUAAUUUGUUCUUGAUAUUUAUAUUUCAAAUAUUGAUACGUUGAAAAUUAACAACAUUUGUUCUACCAUUUACAGCUAGCAUAGGAUAAUCAUGUUUAAUUUAUCGUUGAGG